Messenger RNA from Drosophila bipectinata, 1018 nucleotides. RefSeq lists its product as uncharacterized. The record is from RefSeq and is a predicted model, not a curated record. Lineage: Eukaryota; Metazoa; Arthropoda; Insecta; Diptera; Drosophilidae.
UUGCCAACCGAGUCAGUCCCAUUGUGGCAUCAGUCGAGCACGGUCUCGAAGGGAUUGUAUUGGACCAAGGACUACCCAAAAUAUGCGUACGGCGUUGUUACUCUUACUAGGCCUUUUGGCCUUAAAUUACUUCGAGGAGGGAGCUGCCCACGUGGUGCCCUUGCCGACUGUCGGUACCUACUUGAUCCCCCAGCCAGCACCAGUGCUUCUACUGGUCCAGACACCACCUCCUCCCCCGGAGGAUGAUGGCUUGUACAAGCCACCCUCGAGUGCAGAGGACGGUCUAUGGAAACCUCAGCCAGGCUUGGAGGGCGAGUACGUGGACCCGGAAGUCAGUCAGUCUGGCUCUGGAAGCGUCGGCUCCGUCGACUCUGAACCUGGCCCCGCCCUGAUUACCUCCAGCGCGGGCAGUGCUCUUCCGCAAGAUGCACCUUCAGCUUCCGCAGAGGCAGGCGGAGCGGGUGAGGCCGGAAAGGCCGGACAAGCUGGCGGAAUCCUUGGCGGAGCUGGAGGUGCCGGUGGAGCAGGAGGCGGUGGUAGUGCCGGUGGUGGUGGCGGUGGCGGAGGCGGAGGUGGCGGCGGUACACUCACCUCUGGACAAAGCGGUGAAAAUGGACAGCCAGGAGCCCCAAGUACGGCGGGUGCACAGCCCGACGGAGAAGAUGGUGCCGACGGUGCUGAUGGACCUGACGGCCCGGACGGCUCCAAAGGGGGAAAGGGUGGCAAGGGGGGCAAGGGAGCACGCAACGGCGCCGGCGGAGGAGGAGGUGCUGGAGGAGCUGCCCCCCAGCCAGCGUCGCCACCUGCCGUGAUUCCCGUCCAGGCGGUAUUAGUACCUGCUCCUGUUUGGGAGAACAAUUUAAUUCACGUGGCCUAGAAGCCCCAGCCAUGAAGUGCCUUAAUCCCUUUCGGAAGUCCCACUAGUUCUACGUAGUCUGCAGCUAGUCAAUAUUUUUGGAGCCCACAUUAAACCUAAGCUAAGGCAAACGAAUAUUAAAGUUCGAUUACAAAGCAAAAA